UUCUAGGCUACACAACCUUUCCCAGGCCACACUACACCAAGCAAGAGUCAUCUUUUGAUAGUAUAAAAUCACGAAAGAUAUUAGAUAUCCUAUACAUAACAUCUCGUCCACACGGAGUGCCUCAUUCUGUACAUACACUUUCCAUCUACUUACUUGACACCUCUUCCUUCUCCCAGCAAUGGUCGGAGCCGAAAGGGACGCAGACGCAACCAUGCGCCACGCCAUCACCCAAUUCCGCCACAAUAUGGAAACCGCCAACCGCCGCUUCCUCCGAGACCGAGUCACCGAGAUCGAAGCCCUGCACCUCCCCACCGAAGCUGACAAGCUCCAGCGGAUGCGCGACUACUGGGACAAUCUGGGCAUCGGCGGGCCGGACCCGCACUGGAACCAACUCGUCCCGCCCGGACCCGUCCGCGAAGACCGCGAGGUCCGUGGCGUGACGUGUCUGGCGGAGGUUCCGUCGCUGUACCACCAGUACAUGGACGGGGUGUGUCCCCCGCGUCUACGGACGGAGGCGUGGCGGCAGAUGUAUCUGGAGAUGUUCCACGAGGUGUGCUCCGCGGCGGUGGCUGAUGAUGGCCAAAGCCAGGAGGCGGAUGCAAUCCCGCAGUGUGAGGAGUUAGUGCUCUUCCUUAAAUACGCGAACGGGGUCUGCGAUCCGGAUUUCCGGCGUCUGGGGAUCGCGCCUUUUGUGCCGGGGUUCUAUAUUGGGGUGUCUGAAUAUGCGUUUGUAGAGGAGGGGGCGGAGCGGGAGAUGAAGGGUUUCAGAGAUUUGGAGGCGCAGCGGGAGGCGCUGAGAGGGUAUUUGAAGGAUAGUCUCCUUGGCCAGGUGGGGCUCCAUGGGACGAUUGAUGAUGAUCUGGAGGUCAAGGUUGGCUUUCUGAUAGGGUGUGGUGGUUGGAUGCAUGAGGAUCGGUGGUACAGUGCUUAUGCGUACUGUCGGGUGAUCGAGGAGGAUGGUGCGGACUCCGCGUAUAAGCAUUGGGCGUGGCGGGUGGUUUUCUUCGAGGCGAGCGAAGAUAACCCCGCGACGCUGUACGGGCGCAGACCCUUGUUUGAUUCAAUUCCGGAAUUCUUGGAGUGGUAUAGCAGCUGGCCGGAUUAUGUCGACAUGCGCCAGGUUCGACGGAAUGUUUCGGGGACUACACUUGAAGCGAGGAUGAUUGUGGUUGUUGCUAGGGUUGGUUUCCCACUACACGGCAUCUGUACUGUAAACACAUAGAUUUACGGAGUAGGCAUAGUAGCUCACGGCAUGAGAGUGGAACGGUCAAUCUAUUCCGAUUGAGGCAUUUUGUUUGC
Molecule: messenger RNA, 1299 nt
Organism: Aspergillus aculeatus ATCC 16872
Lineage: Eukaryota; Fungi; Ascomycota; Eurotiomycetes; Eurotiales; Aspergillaceae
Exons: 1
Coding region: 212-1222 (336 amino acids)
Source: RefSeq, a predicted model, not a curated record